Cydia splendana is the source of this 3660-nucleotide messenger RNA. RefSeq names its product pre-mRNA-processing factor 40 homolog A (gene Prp40). Gene Ontology annotation, molecular function: protein binding; RNA binding. Gene Ontology annotation, biological process: mRNA cis splicing, via spliceosome. The transcript is spliced from 18 exons. Gene Ontology annotation, cellular component: U1 snRNP; U2-type prespliceosome. The record is from RefSeq and is a predicted model, not a curated record. Bases 141 to 2633 code for a protein of 830 amino acids. NCBI's taxonomy places the organism in Eukaryota, Metazoa, Arthropoda, Insecta, Lepidoptera, Tortricidae.
GUUUCGAAUGUUUCGAUUUGGUUUCGAUCCCACAAUAAAGCAAAAUAGAAACCGGAUUAAAUUCUUUAUUUUCCUACACAGUUCACUAUUUUGAGAUCACAUGCUAAAAAGACUCAAGUGUUAUAGUUCGUUUCACUAAAAUGGACGCGUCAAGCACUGGCACUAGCUCGCCAGGUUUGAUGGCAGCGCCGCCGCUGUUGCCGCCGCCGAUGUUAGGCGGGCUAGCACCCCCGAUGCCGCCGCAAGUGGCGAUGCCCCCGGUACCCGGGAUAACUCCAACGAUGGCUGCGAUGCCUCCACCUAUGGGUUUUCCACCUAUGAUACCUCCGUUCUCGAUGCCUCCACCGGGGUUUCCACCAUUUAAACCCGAUCUAACUGCUCCAGCACCAGAAAUUGCUCCCAUAUCAAACCACACCAGUCCCUGGUCAGAGCACAAGGCUCCUGACGGCAGAACAUAUUACUACAAUUCUGUGUCUAAGCAGAGUCUUUGGGAAAAGCCAGAUGAUCUGAAAACUCCUGCUGAGAAACUGCUUUCUGCUUGUGUGUGGAAAGAGUAUACAACAGAUGCUGGUCGGCUGUACUACCACAACAUUGAGACCAAAGAAUCCAGUUGGGUGGUGCCUGCGGAGCUGCAGGAGAUUAAAGAUAAGAUUGCUGCAGAGGAAGCUGCACAAGCAGCGUUAAACGGAGACCUGCCUCCCGGAGAGGUGCCUCUGCCUGGGUCUCCAUCGGUGCCCAGCACUGGCAGCUCAGCCCUUGAUGAAGCCAUGGCCAAGACCCUCGCGGCUAUAGACCCCUCUAUUGUCGGCUCUAUACCUAUACCAGAUGACAUUGAGCCAGAAGAUAUAGCGUCACCAGCUCAGGCCCCUGGGGAAGCCGCUGACGCCGUGGCAGAGCCACAGUACAAGGACAAGAAAGAAGCUAUUGAGGCUUUCAAAGAACUGCUUAAAGAUAAAAAUAUUUCAUCAAACGCUACAUGGGAACAAUGCGUGAAAAUUAUAUCAAAAGACCCGCGGUAUGCCAUAUUUAAAAAACUCAAUGAGAAAAAACAAGCUUUUAAUGCAUACAAAACACAGAAGAUCAAAGAUGAGAGAGAAGAAUUAAGGUUAAAAACUAAGAAGAAUCGUGAAAACCUUGAAGAAUUCUUGCUAAGUUGUGACCGUGUCACGUCCAUGACAAAGUAUUACAAAUGCGAUGACAUGUUUAGCAACCUAGAGAUAUGGCGAUGUGUACCCGAGUCUGAUCGUAGAGAUAUUUUUGAAGACUGCAUAUUUACGAUAGCAAAACGCGAAAAAGAGGAAGCUAAGGCAUUGAAGAAACGAAACAUGAAAAUGUUGGCACAGGUAUUGGAGAACAUGAACGAGAUCACAUACAGCAGCACGUGGAGCGAGGCGCAGGUGCUGCUGUUGGAGAACUCCGCCUUCAAGAACGACGUCAGUCUGCUCGGCAUGGACAAGGAGGACGCGCUCAUAGUUUUUGAACAGCACAUAAAGAACAUGGAAACCGAAUAUUUACAAGAAAAAGAACAGCUCAAAAAGAGAAACAAACGGCAGCAGAGGAAAAACAGGGAUAACUUUUUGGCAUUGCUGGACAGUCUACAUGAGGAAGGCAAACUGACGUCGAUGUCGCUGUGGGUAGAACUGUACCCUGUCAUCUCGGCCGACAUGCGCUUCUCUGCUAUGCUAGGUCAAACAGGUUCAACCCCACUAGACCUAUUCAAGUUCUACGUGGAGAACCUAAAGGCGCGCUUCCAUGACGAGAAGAAGGUCAUCAAGGAGAUCCUCAAGGAGAAGCAGUUCGAAGUGAAACCGGACACCAGCUUCGAGGAGUUCGCCACCGUGGUGUGCGAGGACAGCAAGUCGGCCGCCUUGGACGCCGGCAACGUCAAGCUCACGUACAACUCGUUGCUAGAGAAGGCUGAAGCAAGAAACAAAGAGAAGAUGAAAGAGGAAUCCAAGGCUCAGAAGAAGAUAGAAAGCGCGUUCAAAUGGGCACUAAGCGAAGCCAACGUGGACCACCAGCUGCCGUGGAGCGAAGUCAAGGAGAAACUGGACCUGGAGGCGCCGGAGUUCGCCGCCGUGCCCAGUGACGAGGACCGCCUUAGGAUAUACAAGGAGUUCCAACAUGAGCAGGAAGAGAGCUGCAUGCACUACCACCACCCGAAGCCGCGGAAGGCCAAGCGCUCCAAGAAAAAGAAGCGUUCACGCUCACAAUCUCUGUCGCCGUCCAAGUCGCGGUCGGGCACGCCGGCGCCGGCGCCGCGCUCGGCGUCGCCGGCCGCCGCGAGCGCCGCGUCGUGGAGCUCGGAGGAGCGCAAACACAAGAAGUCCAAGAAGAAGCACAAGAAACCGCGCGACGAGCCCACACCCCGUUCGGCGUCACCAGAAGAAGGCGGUAUCUCGGACUCUUCGCCGCCGCCGCAAAAGAAAAAGAAGAGCAAACGCAGCGCGCCCGCCUCCCCCGUCGCCGACCCCGACCACGCCUACAAGCCCAAGAAAAAGAAAGAGAAACGCGAUAAGAAGGACAAGGAUAGAGGGGCGGCGUCGGCGACGUCGACGGCGUGGAGCGACGCGGAGCUGGAGUCGCGGCGCGCGGCGCUGCUGGCGCAGCUGCACGAGCACGAGGCGGACUGACGCAGCGUCACGCACGUGCGCAUCUACAACGCCUACCCGCGGCCGCUACACGACCAGCACGAGCCCAAGCACUGGCCCCGAGACCACACCUCCUCGGACGAAGAAUAAACACACACACACUUUGAGAACCCCUGGACUAUAUUCGGCGGUUUGGCCCGUCAUCAUUAUCUUGCUGCUCUCACGACUAUAUUUUAAUGAAAGUGAGCCAUUCUCCUCAUCAAUCAUUAAUAAUAAUGGGAGAAGUCAAUAUCUUAUCAGUUUUCGACGAUGAUUACGGCGCUGAUAACAUACGCUAAAACUUACGGGAAAUGAAUGAGAUUGUAUGCAGUCCAUUUGAUUACCGUGCGGUAAUAUGGAAGGGACAGCAUACAAUCUAGAUCCCCUGCUUUAUAGUGACGAUAAGACUUGUCGAUGUCGCGGACGUCCACGGUAAAGUAUAAAAGAUAUUAUCAAGUAGAAAUUCGUCCAAAUUUUCUAAAUGUAAGUUGUUAAGGAUAAUGACGAUGGUACAAACGCACGAAUAUUCGACCAACAUUGCAUAAUUCAAACUUAAAUUUAUUUUGUAGUAGCAAGGCUACUUGUGUUUAAUAGAUUCUUUAUCCUAAUGCUCUCCGGUUCGUAAUUCGUAUGCUUAACCAACACCAAAACAUGUCUUUUAACAGGCAUAAAUAUGCCUAUUAAAAGACAUGUUUUGAUUCCUGAUUCCUAUAGUAGGUACUUUUUAACCUUUUGGACGCUAAUGACCGAUAUAUCCGUACCGCAGGUUCAACGCCAAAGACCGAUUAAUCGGUCACAGACCACAGAGCAACAUAGACCUACGUGCAUCUGCAUAAAGUUCUAUUUCAGUUUUGACAUUUCGGUGACGUGGCGUCCGCGUGACAGCUUUCGUGUUUGACACGGCGUCGAAAAGGUUAAUACCUUCAUACAAUUAUUUAUAGAACUUUACAGAAUUUUAGUAGGUUUGAAAUUAUUCUUAUAAUUAUAAUAUGGGUGAUGUUUAUAAACACCAUUCUAUUGAGAAUAGAGU